This is a messenger RNA of Papilio polytes (common Mormon), 6327 nucleotides long. RefSeq names its product hemicentin-1 (gene nrm). The coding region runs from base 341 to 6232 and encodes 1963 amino acids. Lineage: Eukaryota; Metazoa; Arthropoda; Insecta; Lepidoptera; Papilionidae. The transcript has 31 exons. Gene Ontology annotation, cellular component: immunological synapse; tetraspanin-enriched microdomain; membrane. The record is from RefSeq and is a predicted model, not a curated record.
GUCGCCGUCUGGUGCGGACGUGUGCCGCUCGUAGCGAACCGCUCGCACAUCGCGAUACGAAACUAUCGAACGACGCAAGGUAUCUUUAUGGCGGGAAGUUUGUGAAUAUCGUGUGAAUUCUGUUAUAUUUUGGUGUUGUGCUAAUUACGGGACGCAUCUGACCGCGGCGGAGGCGGAAAGUUCGGAACGUCUCUCCAGUGUUAUCAAGUGAACGAGUACAAAAUGUUUGAGUAAAACCAUUGUGAAGUGUAAACAACUGGCAACAUUUUGUGAAUUAAAUCGAUAUCGUGUGUUAUCUGUGCGCUGUGUGAUGUGUCAGUGACAGUGAGAGGAGAUCAAGAUGGCGUUCAAAAUGGCGCUCGACUUGCUGACAGCUGUCAUGUUUGCCGCCAUCGCGUGUCGCUACGUGUCGGCUGAAAGAGAUCACGCGUCCGCUCUGGUCGGCAACACAGCACGUCUACGAUGUCGUAUCGACGGCAAGUCGUGCGGCGAGAUGCACAGUGUCAAAUGGUAUAAAGCAGACAGCCGUGUCUACGUGUACUCGGCUUCAAAAGACGCCGCCAUCAACCGCCCUGAGGGUGAUAUGAUGGACAGAAUGUCAAUAUCCCACGAGCCGAAUGCGACCUUCGCGGAGCUGGUGAUCACCAACGUCAAACCUGAUGAUGAGGGAGUCUACCGCUGCGAGAUCACAUACCUGCAGGUGGGAGAGGACUGCAACACCGUGCAAGUCACCGACUUUCAUACAUACAUAAAACCACAGUCGGUAGAAGUUCGGACUGGCGACGGGCAGGUACUGGCAGAUGGCGCUGUCCUCGGGCCACUGCUGGAACGCACCAGGGUCAACGUAUCCUGUCUGGUGCGGGAAGGGAAACCACAGCCAAAGGUCGCUUGGUACUUCAACGGGAAAGAAAUGCUAGAUGCUCAAACGACCACACCGGAUAAGGCGACAGUGCAGCACGUGCUACCUAUGAUAGUGACGAGAUACGAGCUUCGCGGCGAACUCAAAUGUGUCGUAUCUUCCGCCGCGCUCGACGAGCCUAUUGUAAGGAAGAUUGAACUCGAUGUUAAAGUACCUCCGAAUAAAAUCUCAGUGACCGGAGUGGGUGGGCACGCGACACAAGGCACGUUGCUGACGCUGAUGUGCGAGGUGUCCGGCGCGCGUCCGGCUGCCCAUAUAGAGUGGUACAAUGGUACACAAAAGUUAAUACACGACGACAAUAAUAUACAACAAAAGCAGAUAGAAAUGAGUGAUUCAACAUUCGUGACUAAAUCCAACUUGACGUUCGAGGCAACUCGCUUUGAGAACGGCCGCAAGUUUCGAUGCGAAGCGAUAAAUGACGUCAUGAUAGAGACCAAAGAACAUCCUAUACAUGCUACCAGAGAACUGGAGGUUUGGUAUCCUCCGCUAGUACAUUUAGAACCAAAAAACAUAACAGUAGUCGAAGGUGCGAAAAUUCUACUCAAAUGUGAAUAUGAAAGUAAUCCUUCUUCUCUCAAUGAAGUUAUUUGGUACCGCAACGGUGAGAAACUGAACGUGAACAGUUCCCACUACGAAGGAGGAACGACCGAGCAGCACGCGCUCAUCAUCGUGUCCUCGCGCGGAGCAGACCUGGGCAACUACAGCUGUCUGCUCGCCAACACGGUGGGGCAGGGCACCACCAACGAGACCAUACAUGUUAAUAUUCUAUACAAGCCGGGCGUGCGGCUGCAGAUGAGCGCGCGCAGCCCGCUGCUGGAGACGGAGCACCGCAACGUGACGCUGAGCUGCGAGGUGGCGUCCGGCAACCCGCCGCUGCUGGACGAGGUCAUCUGGUACCUGGAUGGAGAAAUGCUGAAGCACCUUCCCGAGUGCAAUGGAACUAACGACAGUCUGUGCAACGACGUGGACCCCUCGAUGCUGCUGCUGCAGGACACCACGAAGAGUUUCCACGGCAACUACUCCUGCAAGGGCAAGAACGUCGCGGGCUGGGGCGACGAGAGCGCCAAGACUGAGCUGGUCGUCAACUAUCCCCCGGGUCCGGCGAAACUAACUUAUUCUCCUUGGCGAGUUAUAAAGGGUCAGUCGUUAGUAGUUAGCUGCAGCGUGGAAGAGAAAGGGAGACCUGAAUCCAACAGGUUCCGUUGGCACCGCGGGGGUCGUCUAAUGAGUGACAUUGUGUCAGCUGACUGGACUAUAGACCCUGUCACUUUAGAUCACAGAACAAACUUCUCAUGUCGGGGAAAUAACUCUGCAGGCGAGGGGGAACCUGCAUUCGCUAAUAUUGAUGUAUUAGCGCCGCCAAGUUUCAAAUACGCUAUGAAUCAUUACAGCGGAGCUCUCUACAGAUCUCAGAAUAUUUCCCUGUCGUGUACAGUGGAGUGCGCUCCGCUGUGCAGCGUGCAGUGGCUCAAAGAUGACCAAGUCAUUGAUCCUGACAAAACUGACAGAUAUUAUGUCGUCGAGAGGAAAAUAGAACCUCAAGUUAAUCGGAAUGACUUCGAAGCUACUGAAUCUACUUUGCACUGGAACAUGUCGGCGUGGGCUGGCGGCGUGCUGUCGCGCGCGGCCGACGUGGCGCGCUACACGUGCCGCUCGUCGCGCAACGCCGCCGGCCCGCCUGUCAACAGCACCACGAAGUUUGCUGUCGAGUAUGAACCAGAGAACAUAACAGUGACACCCCAAGUAGUCUCCGUUAUUGAAAACAAAAUACCGGGAAAAGUUGUCUGCUCAGCUAAGGGUUUCCCGAUGCCGAGCUACUCGUGGCGCCGCGAGGUGUCCAGCAAGAACCAGGGCAAGGAGCACAGCAACCGCUCGCUGGUGCUGUCGUCCUCCAGCACGCUGCUGCUGGGCGCGGUGCCGCGCGCGAUGGCCGGCCGCUACCUCUGCCAGGCCCACAACAAGCACGGCGCCGUCAGCGCCGCGCUCUACCUCGACGUCUUGUUUGUACCGGAAUGCGGUAUCAAACAGAUAGAGAAGGACGGAGAACAACUGCUCGUCUGCACUGCUCACGCAAACCCCGCUGAGGUGUCGUUCAGCUGGCGGCUGAAGGAGGAGAACGACAGCCUGGCGGAGGAGCCGGCGCGAGGCGAGGAGGCGAGCUGGCAGCGCGGGCUGCAGAGCUUCCUGCGGCUGCGCGCCGUGCCGCGCUACCGCACCUACCAGUGCCGCGCCAACAACUCCGUCGGCGUCUCCGAGCCCUGCGAGCGCGGCGUGCCGGGCAGCAAAGUAUGGUGGAGAGAUCAGUACAAGCUGCUGCUGUUCGGAGGAAUCGCCCUCGCGGUGCUCGUCGUCACCGUCAUCCUCUGCAUCAUCAUCAUCUGCAUCUGCAGGAGGAUGAGGACCAAAUCUAAAUAUAAUAAUCCCGUGGAAUUAGAGGAACGAGAGAAUCCGGACGGUAGCUGUCUAAACGAAGUAUCCAUAGCGCAGUCGAUCAUAUCGCAAGCUUUGCCCGCUUUGUCUCCGCGCAUCAGUUUGUCAUUUAGCCAUAAAUCCUCAGACAGAACCAGACUAGUCGAUUCACAAAGAUAUCCAAACAAUUUAGAAAUGAACAGAUUCAAUGAUAAACCAAACACUAGUUUACAAGCGAGUCUCUCGCAAUUACAAGCAACUAUCGAUUCCAAUAAGAUUAAAACCGAUGAGAACAAAACAGAAACUCCCAAACCAGAAACCAAUGAAAAUAAACCACAAACUGUAACGACACCAAAUAAAUGGCCUCUAAAACCAGGAGUACUAGUUCAUGUUAAUUCCAACCACACGUUAAGUCCAAAGAAUCAAGCUCGUCUUCAAAAUACAAACAAACCAGUAGACAAAGAAGAUAAUAAUCUAGGAUUACUAGAAAGAAAUCAAGAAAGAACUGAUACUAACAAAACACCUAAAGCUGAAUAUAGUAAAAAGAACGGAAAACCUAAAAGACAUUCUAAAAACGUGGUAUCAGGAAUUAUAAGAAAUUUAACAGGAAAAAACGACAAUUCAAACGAAGAUAGUGGUAAAUACAAGAAAAUCAAUAAAUCAAAUAGAAGAGCUGUUUCUUUAAUUAAUUUAGGGAAAACUGGAUAUGGUCUGCCCAAAGGAAGGAUAAGAUCUUUCUUUCAAAGCGAAACUCCGAAUGUCAUAGUUACUGAAGGAGUCGUGUCAUUUAAAAGGCCUGAUAGAACAACAAACAGAGUUGAGACUGUCGCCGAUAUCAAUUCAAGGAAUAGAAAGAGAAAAAAACCAGGAGAUAGCCCAGCUACGAAUGGCGCAGAUAAUGCGGCGAACGGCCUCGCAGCGGACAACCCCGGCCUCUACGAGAACCUGCCGUUCCACGGCCUCCAGCAGCCCCCCAACAAGCCUGUGCAAGCGAUACAACCCAGAGUUGUCGAAACUAACAAUAAACAUGCAAAAGGAAUCGAACAUUUACAAAAGCAAUUGACGACAAACCCGUCGUUCACUCCCAGAGUCGUUUGUCCGCCGUUUAUGCAAAAUUAUACCUUAACUCCUCCACAAAAUGCUCAAUAUCAGACUUACGGGAUUCCAGUACUAUCACCAAUACAACAGAUGUAUCCCAUACACCAAACUGUACUAUUAAACCCAUAUCUACCACAAAUGCAACCAACUUUCUUAAAACAAUUCCCAACAAUAGAUGAAGAGGUAACCGAACCUGACACGAGAAAGUUCAGUUCAUUAAAUACAAGGAAUAAUAAAAAAUUACCUCAUUUCCAAUCAAUGAGAAUAGUUAGAAAAAGGAAUAUAGAAAGAUUCUAUCCAAAUACUGUUUACGGAGAAAAUUUCCAUGAAAUUAAUAACAACAAGAAUAGAGAAGAAUCAGAUAACGAUAAAGAUGGAAGAAAUGAAGAUGCGAUUUAUGCCAACUAUCCAUCUUUACUUAAAAUUAAAUCUAACAUAAGUGGUGUAGAACAGUUUGAGAAUUUAACUGAUUCCAUCCAAGUUUGCGAAGAGACGAAUUAUCAAAUCAAUAGUUCAACUAAUUCAUUAAACGCGCCUAUUCCAGCUCCACGAAAAAAACUAUCUCCGUUCACUUCACCAUUAAAAUCUGAUCAUGUAUACGUUAAUUUGUCAAUGCCACUUAUUACAAGAUUUAGCUCUAUCGAUGUUAUCGACGGACCAGUUAGAUCAACUAAAUCAGUUGAAGACGUAUCUAAGAUUGAUAAAUACCCAAUUAGUAACACUAAAAGUAAUUUAACCAUAACUAAAAUGGAUAACGAAACAGGAGAUAUAGAAUCUGAAAGUAAAGAUGGAGACAGUAAUACAAAUGUCAAAGAUAUUCAGAAACCAAAUAUCGUUGCAGCGACUCCUAAGAGAAGUACAGUAAAUACUUCGAUCACUUUACCAUCAACUUCUUUGGUAAAAUCAGUUGUCAGUCAACUAAACGAUCAGGGUUUAAAUAAAGUUGGAUUACCAAAAAAGCAAGUGAUAGUACCAAAUAAAACAUUACAAAUACCCAAACUAACUGAAAAACCAAUACCAAAAAAAACUUUAGUUAAACGUAGUAAUUCCGUCCAAAGUGACUUUAAUAGUGAUAUCGCCCAGAAUACUAACAUACUCCAACAACAAUAUAUGCAAAAACGAAAUCAUUUCACUAAUCUAAGUUCAAAAGGAAAGAAUAAGAAAAACUUCCAAAUACCUAUACAAAAGCAUCAUAGUUUCUGUUAUUUUCAACCUAUAAAAGUCGAUAAACGAAUACCAGUGGAUCAAGAACGGUCUUAUAAUAACACAAUAGGACCUGUCAUUUACCAAACAGGCGACGUACAAUAUUACACAAAAACACUAAACAGAACUAAAGAGAAGAAUAGUCAAAAAUUGAAUCGCUUAAAGAAAUCAGAAAGCUUAAGAGAGAAAUUAUCCUGCGUCGGUAUCUACGACAACUACGAGAAACCGAAUUACCCUGAACCGGAAUACAAUGAAUCUGAAAGAAAAUCCUACUUACAAUUAUUAAAAGGGAACUACAUAUCCAGUUCAUCGAGGAAUAUAAACCCCGAACACAUCUGUAGCUCCAAUUUUAACACUAUGGGUCCCAAAGACGAGAGAUCUAAACAUAAAAAAUUAGUUUACGCCGAUCUAGCGCUAGGUAAUCAUAAUUUAAAAUUUAAAAAUACAGUCAAUUCAAAUAAACAUUUAUACGAUACGUACUCUAUAGGGAAUACUGACAAAGAUAGCAAUACUCAUAAGAACAACGUAGUCAGCAGUCAGAGGAAGAACAACCAACAGAGAAGCGACUACGCCACGCUUAAGUUUCAUGAAAUCGACGUCUGAGAGGGCCGCUUUGCCAAGAGUGACACGUACAUUUAUUAAAACUAAGCCAUUCAGACCAGAAGACCAGUUCGUGUACGCAGACGUGGACCUCAAGG